Messenger RNA from Anopheles coustani, 2134 nucleotides. RefSeq names its product eEF1A lysine and N-terminal methyltransferase homolog. Gene Ontology annotation, molecular function: S-adenosylmethionine-dependent methyltransferase activity. The record is from RefSeq and is a predicted model, not a curated record. The coding region runs from base 30 to 2102 and encodes 690 amino acids. The transcript has 3 exons. Lineage: Eukaryota; Metazoa; Arthropoda; Insecta; Diptera; Culicidae.
GCCAGAAUAGAUUUUACUGUGAAAUAACGAUGAAUUUACUGCCCAAAUCGACUGCAGACUUUGGUUCGACAGAAUAUUGGAAUAGUUUCUUUCGCAAGCGAGGAAAACAAGCCUUCGAAUGGUACGGAGAGUAUCCGGAACUAUGUGGCCAACUGCAUAAGUACAUUAAACCGAAGGAUGAAAUCCUUGUAGUAGGCUGCGGUAACUCCAAACUCAGUGUUGACCUUUACGAUGUUGGUUUUAAAAAAAUUACCAACAUUGAUAUCUCACCGGUGGUCAUCAAACAGAUGCAGGAAGCGAACCGUAGCCAGCGUCCAGAGAUGACAUGGUGCCAGAUGGACGCAACGGCUAUGACACUUCCGGAUGAAUCCUUCUCCGUCGUGCUGGACAAGGGUACCCUCGACGCGUUGUUCACCGAUCAAUCCGAAGAGGUUGUCAGUACCGUGCGAAGAUACUUCAAGGAGAUUGGACGUGUGUUGCGCUCCGGAGGGCGGUAUGUCUGCAUCUCGCUGCUUCAAGAGCACAUCCUACGGGAGGUGGUGGAACAUUUCCCCUCUCAUCACUUCAUGCUGCGCAUUGUACGCUGUCCGGAUGCCGGGGGUCGCGACACGAGCGAAGCGGCAAAUGCUGAUGGUUCUUCCUUGGUUGUAUUUGCGAUCGUGGCAACCAAAUUCAAGAAUCUUCCGAUGCGUGUGCUGGAAAUCUGCAUGGCAGGUGAUCAAAUGGAACGGGUACAACAGCCCGAGGAGCUGAUCGGGGCAGUAGCUGCAGCACAGAAGGCGGCCAUGGUGUGUAACGGACUGGCGCGAGGCAGUAUCGCCGGGAUGGCCGAAGUAUCCAUCGAUCUGUUCCAUCCGAACGAAAAACAAACGCCACGUUACACGAUCCACGUCCUCGAUCAGGCGCCCAAACGAGGCAGCGGGAAAUAUGCCGCUUUCAUCGUACCACAGGGCCGAGAAACGGAAUGGCUUUUUGCCACAACGCAGGGCCGCCAAAAGCUGCAAGUUUCGGCCAACUUUGAUCGGCUAGCUGUCGUAACAUUACACCGAGGCCACGUGUACACCGACCUGGAGGCGGUUAAGGUGGAACUGGCGGAAAGUGUCAAAUCGCUCGCACCCAGUGGACUCCAAGGUGCCUCCAUUCCGUACCUUUCCAUCGGUGCCGAGGUUGGUCGACGGGAAACGAUCCACACCGGACGCUCGGAACAUUCAGGCGAGUACCUCGUGGAGGAAAUUGUCGGCGAUAAUGGACGCACCUUCCGUCGCCUCAUCUUCCUCGCGAACCAAUCGGUGGUGCAGUCGGAGGCCGCGCUUAAAAUGGCCCGCGUGCGAGGCUCUCGAGCGCCGCAGAAAGUGGUCGAUCCAGGGUACCUUGCUUGCCAGCAUCAUCUGUUCAUGACGGUCGGUGUGCAGCUGGCCACCAGGCUGACGAUGGCGCAGAAAACUGCCAAUGAAACAAAAACUACCUCCCCACCAUCUUCGUCCACCGCCGUUGCGGUAAUUGGACUGGGCGGUGGUGGCCUUUGCACGUUCAUUCGCGAGUGUCUCAAAUCGAGCACGAUCACGGCGGUCGAAAUCGAUCCGGAAAUCGAACGAAUUGCCGUGAAAUAUUUUGGCCUAACGCUCGACAACCGCCUCCGUGUGGUCAUCGAGGAUGGUAUACGGUUCCUAGCGGAAGAGGCAACCCGUGGGGCACACUAUUCAGCCGUCCUUUUCGACGUAGACAGCAAGGAUCCAACGGUUGGCAUGAGUUGUCCACCCGCCAUUUUUGUCGAACGAAAUGUCCUCGCUCACGUGCGGCAACUCGUUGGCGACGAGGGACUUUUUGUGCUCAAUCUGGUCUGUCGUAAUGAUGCGCUUCGGGAAACGACGGUGCAAUCGCUAAGGGAAAGCUUUAAAUACGUCCUCUCGUACAAACUAGAGGAGGACGUGAACGAAGUGUUCUACUGUACCGACAACGAACGGCUAAAGGAUGCCACUAACUGGCAGCAGGAACUGCGUGAAUCAGCGAACGACGUGAACAAGUUGGCCAGAAAAGAGAAACUCACGCACGAACAGGAGCUGGUCGAUUUAAGUGAUUUUGUGAACGCUUUACAAAUAUAGAAGAAAAGUACGCUUUUUUCAUGAGAAUUAAA